Messenger RNA from Penicillium psychrosexuale, 525 nucleotides. RefSeq lists its product as uncharacterized. The transcript is spliced from 3 exons. Lineage: Eukaryota; Fungi; Ascomycota; Eurotiomycetes; Eurotiales; Aspergillaceae. The record is from RefSeq and is a predicted model, not a curated record. Bases 1 to 525 code for a protein of 174 amino acids.
AUGCAAAAAUGCAACAAUGGAGCAUACUACCUAGGACAUGUCGUCGCCGGAAGUGGUAUGUAUCGCAUCCGACUCAAUGAGGACAAGCGUCGAGUGGCCGUUGACUGGGCUCUGAUUGAAAUGUCGAGCAAUAGAAUCCACCGACAAAUGCAUGCUGAUGAGGUCUCUGGCAACAUUGGGUUCCGGUACAGCAACAACACCAGCAGAAACAGGAUCGAUCGUCCAUAUCAUGGUGGUUCAAUCCUGGAUGCCCGCGACGGGAUGGGACUUUUCAAGUCCGGGCGAUCUACUGGUCUAACAUCUUUUGUGCUUCACAGCUUGGGAUCUGUCGAGCUUGAUCGGCUCAAAAGCAAACAGAGACAUGGAUACAGUUUUGUCAUCAAUUGGGCUCGGAAGGCCUCGACUUCGGAAUCCACAACAUUCGCAGAAGCCGGAGAGUCUGGUGCUUGGAUAACAAGAGUGGAUGGAAUGGUCUUCGACGACGGCGCCGUUGAGGUCAGAAUCGCUCCCACGCCAGUUCCGUGA